Messenger RNA from Suillus subalutaceus, 216 nucleotides. RefSeq lists its product as uncharacterized. The record is from RefSeq and is a predicted model, not a curated record. Lineage: Eukaryota; Fungi; Basidiomycota; Agaricomycetes; Boletales; Suillaceae. Bases 1 to 216 code for a protein of 71 amino acids. The transcript has a single exon.
AUGAGCCCUGCCAUGGCCACAGGUAUUGCACUCCCCAGUACCAGCUCCUCGCUGUUCAACAUCCCCAAACUUGCUGAAGAUGGCUCAAAUUGGAUUACCUACAAGGAGAGAACAUUGACUGUGAUUGGUGCUCAAGGUUUGAUGCACUAUGUCAAUGGUCACGCAGAUAAACCCAAGGCUUUCACCAUCAAUGCUACAAUGGGUCUACCAUGUUAA